Molecule: messenger RNA, 1053 nt
Organism: Dendronephthya gigantea
Lineage: Eukaryota; Metazoa; Cnidaria; Anthozoa; Malacalcyonacea; Nephtheidae
Product: gamma-interferon-inducible lysosomal thiol reductase-like
Exons: 3
Coding region: 1-918 (305 amino acids)
Molecular function (GO): oxidoreductase activity, acting on a sulfur group of donors, disulfide as acceptor
Source: RefSeq, a predicted model, not a curated record
AUGAGCAGCUCGAAGCCAGCGAGAAGAGAAAGAACGCGUAAACGUCAUGAAUGUGAUAUUUGUAAGAAGAAAUUUUCACAGCUUUGUCAUUUGAGAUUUUCUUAUGGUAGUGGUUUGGUUAGACAUAAAAGAACGCACACUGGAGAGAAACCUUAUGAAUGCGAUGUUUGUAAGAAGGGAUUUUCCUGUGGUAGUGGUUUGUUCGUGCUUCAAAUCGUUGCAAUUUACCUCGUGAUUACUUCAUCAACAGCGCAAGAAGCAAAACGGGUGAACAUCACAUUAUAUUAUGAAAGCAUGUGUGGGGGAUGUAUGUACUUCAUCAAGAACCAGUACUAUCCAGCUUUUCAGGCAAUUGGCAGUAUCAUGAACGUACAUUUGGUACCGUAUGGUAAUGCCAAUGAAAAAGAGAAGGGCGACAAGUGGGUUUUCAGCUGCCAGCAUGGCAAGCAAGAAUGUAUUGGGAAUUUGAUCGAAACCUGCGCUAUUCAUUUUUACCCGAAAGCCAGUGAUUUCUUUCCAUUUAUUCACUGCAUUGAAGUGUCAGAAGUAUAUCCAAGCACGGCAGCCCCUUCUUGCGCGCAAAAAUUCCACCUUAAUUAUUCGAAAAUCGAGUCCUGUGCGAACGGUGAUCUUGGUAAUCGUCUUGAACACGAAAUGGCGUUAAAGACCGAAGCUUUGAAGCCAACGCAUACCUACGUACCUUGGGUAACCUUAGAAGGUGUUCAUACUAAGGAGAUACAAAACGAAGCAGAAAGCAACUUGAUUGAAUUGAUUUGUAAGACUUACAAAGGUCCAGUACCCUCGGGAUGUGAAAAGUAUCAAAGUGGAUUCACUAAUGGGCCUAUUGAACGGUGCUUGAAGAACUCUGCCAAUGUUGAUGAAUUUGAGAUGAGCAAUGAUAUCGACCUCACUAAUUAGAUUUUUCGGACGGUCAAGGUGAAUUGGGAAAGCUUGGGAACUAAUUAAAUUUGAGCAAUAUUGAAUCAUAUGAAUAUGUUAGAUUUCAGUUAACUUUAAAAUAUACAAGAUCUCCGUUUAUAAUUAAAAAUUCAA